UUUAGCAGAUGUGUCAAUAAUUCUGGAGGGUACUGUAUAAGCUAUUAUGCUGCAAAAAGGUAACCUAAUUUGACCUUAAAGGUCACUUUGCAAAAGAUAUUUUGUUCUCUGGCGGGACCUAAACUAUUUUAUUCAACUUUGUUAUGGUCAACGCUGAUUUCUGUAUGAAAAGAGCUUUAAUUUGAUACCAUACAUGAUGGGUUUAUGUUAAUGUCUAUUUAGAUUAUUUUCUAUGAUCAAAAAAGUGGUGUGGCAGGUGAUGCCAUUUUAAAGAAAAUGCUCAAGGGUGCCGGAGCGGCACCCGUCAGAUUCUGAAAGGACACCCCCGAUUUAUGCAAAAAACAUUGCAUUCGUACCUUAUGUCACACUUAUGCCCACUUUCCACAAUGUUCUACCUGACUAUAUGGGAAAAUAACAUGGGGAUUUUGAAUUAUAGCACCUAUUAAACUCUCGCAGGGGCAUCUCAGGAGGAAGGAUUGCAAAGAGAGAUGUCUCUUCAUUGUUAGAUCAAGUCGUUUUGGCACUCCCACUUCAGUACCCUCUCUCAGUGUGUUUUGUUUUACUAAAUUGUGCGGUCAUUUUACUAAAUUGUGUGCUCAUUUUAUUAAAUUUAAGUAGGGAUUUCUGUAUAGGGAAGUGUGCGCAUACUCUGAAAGUUUACUGAUUCAGCAGUAUUUAACUCUUUUACUAGAAUAAAGGUAUGCAUUGUAUUCAAUGGAUGGUUGUUUAAUGAUUUUUCUCCAAAGUCAUAACCAAAGUCAAUUUUCAGCAGACUUCAUUGCCUUCAUUGCCUUUCUACUCUCUUUAACCAAGAUGGCUUCAGCUCUGUUGGAGCACCUCUUGUGCCCCGUGUGCUUGUCUGAGUUCAGCGAUCCCGUUAGCCUGCGUUGUCAGCACACCUUCUGCAGGGAGUGCAUCAAAGCUCACCUGGCAGCCAGUGGUGGCUCUGGCCAGUGCCCUGAGUGCAGGCAGCCCUUCACACGGAAACACAUCAAAGCCAACCGCACGCUAAGCAACUGCAGACCUGUAGAGGAGAAGGCACAAUGCUGCAAGGCUAUGUUGCGUGGAGCGGUGUCCUUCCUGUCUGAAGAGAUCGUUAACCUGGACUACAUGAUCAGAUUGCAGACGGCUGAGAUACAAAAAACUAAGGAGACGUCCAGAGAGUGGUCAGUGAGGAUAUCGGCUGAGUUUGAGCAACUGCACCAGCUCCUGAGAGAGAAGGAGCAGGAGGUGAAGACACGCUUGCAGCAGGAAGAGAAGAGGGUGCUGGAGCCCAUGCAGAAGAACCUGUCCAAGAUUACACAAAUCUCCACCAAGAACAGAAACACUGAGGGGACGCUUAGGUCAGGUCUGAAUAUCGGUCAGCCCGACACCUUCCUUCAGUGGUGGACCACAGUAGGACGCAACAUGGUUGAGAAGAUGAUGGAUCAUGAUGGGGCAGUUGCUGAAGAAACUGGCAGCACAACUCGUCUUAGGUUCUCAGCCGAACUGGCAGGAUUAAAUGUGUCUCGUGACUUCAUCUCUCUGGGGCCAUAUGAGACACAUCUCUCCUUCCUUGUGUGGAGAGACAUACUUAGAAACAUUCAACCAGUACCCCCUGAUGAAGUUAUCUCUCUGUGGGAUAAGGCCUAUGCUGUGGUGACCAAUAGUGGUCAUUCCAUCCAGAGGACGGGCAAGAGGGGUCUGUUUGGCUGGUACCAGGACUACAGGCCCCUGGCCAAGGGCCGGUCUGUCCACCAACAGGGCCGGCACUACUUUGAGGUGGAGAUGGGCAGGAAGCUGGACUGGGGCGUGGGGGUGUGUACAGAGUUUCCACCUGGCAAGCUGCAGGAGAUGGUAAUGUUGUACCGAAAACAUGACAGCGGCUACAGUGUGACAGUUCAGGGUCAGGAGUUCACCCUGAACCUGCUGCAUCAGCCGUGGCGGAUAGGCUUGUAUCUGGACUGUGAUGAAGGCCGGGUGGCGUUCUAUGAUGCCGACAGCCUGGUGCAGGUGUACACUGCAGCGUGUGAUAAAGGUGUGCCCCUCUCUCUGUGCCUCUCUCCUGGAGCACGUCUGGAUGGGGCAGACUGCCAUGCCCUCACUGUGUGCUGCUAUCUUUCUCCCCCACAGUCCCCCACUGAUCUGGAAGUUUACCUGAAUUUGGUGCAAAUCAUUGCGUCUUCUUUAGAGAGAUUUCUUCGGAUGAUCUUUGGAUGACUGGGAGAGCAAGUCAUGUAAUCGGAAAUCAGUGGAAGCUGUGCCUCUGUGGUUGUAAUUUAGCAGGGCAGAUCAGAACGUUGGAAAUGCAAACACACACACACACACACACACAUUUUAACAUGUACAUGUUUGCCGUUAAAACAAUAAUUCAAAGUUCCAAUCAACUGUGUUGCGUUUUGUGUCCACUCUGGUAUCUACGGGGCUCCCGUAACACAGUUGACGUCGCUACUCCUGUGUAUGUGUAAUGUGUGUGCGUGUGCUUGUAACUUAGGGCUGUGAGGCUCUCACAGCGCAAAAAGAGGAAGCACCUUUCAGUGUAUGUGUCUGAUGCGAGGGCCCCUUUUCGACAGGUUUGUCUUGACUGAGAGGCUCUCUCUAUCUGAAUCAAAACCCCUAAUCUGGGGUUUGGGGCUAACAAGGGUGGACUGUCUCAGAGUCUCUCUCUAUCUCUGAGUCCCUGUUCCCUGUUGAUUUGUCAUUCUGAGUAGAAAGAGGUCAAAAGUUCCUUGCUACAGACAUUUGUUUGCCCAUCCAGGGCUAAGAGCAAGUUAACUAUUCCGUCAUAGGGAAAAUAUUUAGCCAAAUUUAAAGUUUUUCUUCUUGAUUUAAGCAAUUAUAUGACUAAAAAAUAUUUUAUUUGCAAAUUAUGAGUCUUUCUACAACUGGAAAUAUAGCAAACUUGCCUGGACAAAGAUCAUAUUUAUCUUACCCCCACACACAGUGAGGAGAAUGGUAUGAAAGGCAAAAAAUUCCAUAAGGGUCACCGUUGGAUAGUUACAGAAAAAAAUAGCAUCUUGGGGUCACCAAGUCUCAAGAUUAUAGACCGGGAAGGCCUCUAAAGAGGCCAGGGAAAAGCCUUUCUUGUCACUUAAGUACAUAUGUCAUGUGUCUAGAGUUGCUAAAUGCUACUGGAAUUUUUCCUGGAAUCAUGUUCUGUGGUCAACAAUGACUCAAAGUAGGUUUGGUGUACAUAGAAGAACGACUAUAUUGAAAAGAUCUGCAUACUGAUGGUGUAUGACGGUCUGUGACAUUGUGACCCUGUUAUUCCAAAGCCCCUAGGAAUCUCUUUAGAGUGCAUGGGAUCAGGAACUUCACAUUUUUCUUAUUUGAAUUUAAAUCACAAUCUGUCUCUGCCAAGACACUAAAAUUGGGUCAUGAUUGGAUCGUCCUGCUGGUCAGUGAACCAAAACAUGUUCAGAUCAACAGAAAAAUGUUUUAAUGAACACAAAAUCUAACUUUUGCCAUGGCCAUCUCAGUCUCCAGAUCUGAACUCCAUCAGAAACUACUGGGAUGAUUUGUUGUCCUCAACUUUACCAGGGGUACCAAAUGAAUAUGGAGGGCGAUGUAAAUGUGUCAAAAAACAUACAAAGGGAAUACAAAAUCUCCCCUUUUUACAGUGCAUCCAUAUAAAAAAUACAUUUAACACUGUCUCUGAAUUAGGAAUGGUUGGUUUAUUUUACACUGCUGUAAACAUUAAAUUUUUCUGUUUAUUCAAAAUAUCAACUGUUUCAAUAGCUAUCUGCUUUUGUCACAUAAUUAGUGGUUUCAUAUUUUAUAUAUUUUUAUUAUAUUUUUUAUGUUUUAGGUUUUAGAACUUGAGGUUUCAUUUCUGAUAUGCUGUGUGUAAGCAUGUAUAAAUAAGGGGUGGGGGGUCCAUGAAUUUGGUUGAAUGCAAAGAAAAUGUAAGCAUUGUAGAAAUGUAUUAAUUGACUGCAUACUGUGUGUAAACAACAUGUAUGGUUAAUGGUAUGGCCACAGAGGACAGAUAUUCUGUAUUUGUAUUUAGAGUUUUUUGAAAAUGUGAAUACAGUUUGGAUAAAUGAAUGUUAACAAUUGUAAAAAGCUGUUAUGAUAUAUUUUGUGAGAGCCUGUGCCAUAAAUGUUAAUUAAAUGGCUUUUGCUAUGAAGUCUUGCUAUUAA
This is a messenger RNA of Alosa sapidissima (American shad), 4122 nucleotides long. RefSeq names its product tripartite motif containing 109 (gene trim109). Lineage: Eukaryota; Metazoa; Chordata; Actinopteri; Clupeiformes; Clupeidae. Gene Ontology annotation, molecular function: zinc ion binding; protein binding. The coding region runs from base 715 to 2199 and encodes 494 amino acids. The transcript has 6 exons. The record is from RefSeq and is a predicted model, not a curated record.